GAGCUCUCCUUUCAGCUGGAUUCUGUCAACUUCGUGCAUGUUGCCAAAGCGUCUUCACCGCCGUUGAGUACGCCCCACUGCUCGUCUGCGCUGUCAUUUCUUUCUUUCGAUAAAAUCGUUAUCCCUGCGCACACACACGACCGAUCUGCGUCGGUGUGUCGCCGGCAACUGUCUUCGUUUAGGUAAGCACGUAUACUCUGUUGUGCGUGUUUGUGUGAGUGCUUUAGUCUGUGUGUGCGUACGUUCAUUGGACAUGGGAUGGCGCCAACUCUCUCGCCGCAUCGCGGUGGUCCACGACGCAACAGCGGCAACGGCGUCCUUCAACGUCGCUCGCCGAUGGGCCCGGCCACCGCGGCCUCCUGCUUGGGCGGCCGGGGCACGGCGAAAACACCCGUCAGCUGCACCAACUCAACCGACUCCCUCUUCGCCGACGUGCUUGUCCAGUGGCGCUGCCGCUGCUGCUUCCUCGGCCCCAAAACCGGUACGCCAGCCACCGUCGCGCCCGCAUCUCGCGCACGACGGCUACCACCCUCCUUCGGUCACGGCUCAUGCGAGUGAUGCCCACGACACGGCAGCUGGGAUCGGUGCGGGAGGCAACUCUGCUGCAGCGAAGGGGUGCACCUCCACCGUCGCGUCCUCCGCAGCGCCACCACCACCACCUCCGACUCCGCAUGCAGCGUUCGGCAUGCACAGCCGUUUGAGUGCGUUCGACGUCGCCGCCCGACCGCCCGACAGCUACGCCUACGUGCACGCCAAAUCGGACCAAACGGCGGCGCAGACGGGGAGACGGUCAGAGAAGGGCUCGUCGUUGACCGCAGACUCCCUCGCAUCUCAACCGUCGAAAAGUCAGACGGUUGUGUCGGUGGACGGGGAGACGGCGCCGAUCGCGGCGGCGCCUGCGGCUGUUCGACGCGUCCUGCAGCAUUCGUCGCUGUCAUCGACGGGCAGCAGCGGAUUCCCCUCCUCAUCGUCUUCCCUCCUUCCGACUGUGGCGGACAUUCCUCGACCGGAGCACACCGCAACGCCGGACGCAGCAGCAACGCACUUCGGUGCCGCGGGGCAGAACCGUAAAGAGCACUCCACCCAGUCGUUGACACCUGCGGAGCGGCACACGCGUCGAGAGCGGCUGCGACAGACCCGCCAAACUCGUGCUCAUCGGCGGCUGGAGCGGGCGGAGCAGAGCAGCGGUAGUGCCAACCAUCCCUGCCGGAUUCAAGGUGGCUGUCGCCACGUUCACAGCCACCAUCAACAGCAUCCGCCGCACGACAAGUAUGAAACGAACGGCGCUGACACGCACGUAGAGUUUCCUGGCGGCUGCCCAUACCGCCACUUCCCUGCUCAUUACUGCGUCACACAGCUGCGCGAGGGCCGCUGUUCGUUGCACGAUGUGGGCUGCUGCCCGUGGACGCACAGCGAUGUGAGCGAGGGAGUGGGUCGAAGCUCAUCCUCUGCCUUUCUGUCAAGCGACGCGCGGGGGCGACACGCGCGCUUCUCGCAGAUUUCACCGCUGACCGUUGCAGACGCCGGUGAUGACUGCGACGCGCUUCAGCAGUCGUCGGACAGAGUGGGUCAGCUGCUUCGUCUCUGCGUGGAUGCGGUGGUGGCUGCGAUGGAAGGGGCCGCAGAAGAGCACCGCCAGUUUUUCCUAGACGGUACGGCGGAUCUUUCGCUUCUAUGGCGGGCCUUACACGCGGCACAGAGCGAAGCGCCUGCUGCUGUUGGCGAUACUCGCAGCGAUGACUUGCUGCGCAUCGAAACGCUGAAGGGCGAGACGAGUGACCGUGAGACGGCGUCGACCUGGUUAGCGCUGUCCGCGUCCGCGGAUCUGGCGUGGUGUGCGAUGGCGACGGAGGAGGUGAGGGCGGAGCCUUCUGCAGCGUACACUCCUCCUCAUCUUCACCAUCAUGACGCGGACAACGGGUUGACAGAUGCUUUCUACCCCGCCACGCUAGCACCAGCACUAACACCAGCAGCAGAAGCAGCAGCAGCAGCCGGAACGUCGCCCAUGGCAAAAGAGGAGUUGGUGUAUUGGAGCAGCUUCUUUACUUACCACAGCGCUGCGUACCCUGUCACGAUGAGGGCGCCGCGGGGCUCUGCCUCUGUACCGAAUACGAUGGGCGCGGGGGAAGGCACGUCGGCCACCUCGGCAACUUCCACCACUGCAGUUGAAGCUACCCCUCGCCUCUGCCUUACCCCGUGUAUCAGUGCGUGGGUGCUGCACGCGGCAGCUGCGCAGUUACGGACAGAAACUGCUUCACUACCAAAGGGAGCCGAUGAUGCCGAUCACCGCCGCCGCGAUCUCUUUCCAGCACCGACGUCCGCCCGCGUGUGCUUCCAACACGCCACGCUGUACCUGCUGGGGUGGCGCCGAAAGGAGCUGCGUCGAUUUCUGCGCGGAGGCGAGCAUCAACAAGGUGAUUCUGCAUUGACGGCGGAUACAUGGCCAACGGCACGAGAGGUGGAUGUGGACCUCGUGCACAACACAUCAACACCGUUGCCGCAACCGCCCGCUACUGCCGCCGCCACGACAUCACCGCGUUGGGCACCGGUGCUGUUUCUUCGGGACGUGCUCAUGGCGGCGUACGUGACGGUUGAGGGCCGAGUCGCCACGACGGCGGUCGAAGAGAUGGCGGCGCACCUCUCGAGUUUCGAAGAAGGCGACGGCGUACAAGCACGCGAUGGCGAAUCUGUUUCCAUCGUGCUGCCGUCAGAUACACGUGAUUCGUUGCUGAGCGUGUUCUUGAACAUUUCCGCGGCUUGCGGCGAACAAAGCCAAGACGAGGUGGAGGUGCUGGUGCGUCGCGGAAGCUUUUUUUCUUUGCAGCGGACGAUGCAGACACCCACACCCACUGGGUCGGCGCCGCCAACGUCUCUCCAACACGGGUCUCACAGCGCUGCUUCCGCUCCCACUACCAAGCCUCCCUCCUCCCGUAGCACGCCCAGCAGCGCCGUGGCGCUGAGGGCAGCGUUUGAAGGUGCCUGGACGAAGGUGCACAGGGUCGUGCUGCAGCUGCAGUGGGGGCUGCUGAGGUGUGAAGGACAGGCACGGCUGCCUGUGCCGGACUCCGCCAGCGUUGCGACGUCCUCCACGCUGCUUCUACCCUCGGCCCUGUCGCUUUCCUUGUAUCUUCAACCCGCCCUGCUGCACAUCGUGUCCGCUGCGUCCUCCGCCUUCGCCUUGCGCUACGAGUCCGAGCUCCGCAGACGCUCCGGAUGGCAGCUGUGGACGAAUCAACAGCUCUUUGUGAAGGAGCACGCGGCGGUGUACAACGGUGCUGCGUACGCCCGGCAUUACCAGCCUGUGGCUCAACUCGGUCUGCGCAACUCAUUGCUGAACUCUCUGCUGCUGCUCUCCACGCGACACGCGAAUGCCGUCUUUGGCUUGGAGACAAGCGACGUGCGGCAGCUGCUUUUUGCCGCUCCACCACAGCACAAACGCACUACCGUGUUCAACACGACGACAACCACCGCUGCAGUCGCCACAAGAUGGUGGGCAACGGCACAGCAGUCCGAGCACCGCUUUCGCCAGCAGCACCUGCAGCCUUUUAUCUCCCUAUCCUUGGGCUUCCUCACUGCUCUGCAGGAGCUGAGUCGAUACCAGCUAAGCACGCAGCAGUCCCUCGUGCAGGCGUACGAGCAGCGCCGCACCGCACACGAGCUAGCAGGCUCGGAAGACCGCUACAGCCAUGGAGGAAAGCCGAUGAGGAGUGGCGUAUCCUCGGAUGGCGGCGGCCGUACGCGCAAGUACCACACGCCGUCCCACGAAGCUCAACAGGAAGCUCAGCGGAGGCGCGUGGAGGAGUUGAGGGGCGUCCCUUUGCUGGACAGACUGCUGCCGUACGGGUCUGCCACGGUGAGCCCAGAUGCGGCAGCGUCCCUCCUUCGUCAGCUGCUGGAGGGCGGUCACCCGUACAAGGCCUUGAAGCUCGCCGCGUCCAUCGUGCACGCCAGUCGCAUGCUGCGCCACGCUGAUCGGCAGCCGCGGCCCGUGCUCCAGCAAGGCUACCGCACCGUCCACACACGGAUAUGGAGUCGGCGCGCGCUGCGUCACGUGCUGGUGAAGAAGAAGGUGCCGGUGCUGCGCCUGGUGGGGGAUGUGGAAGGCGAAGGUCGGAAUCAAGAAGGCGGCGGCGGCGGUCGGCCCGGUGCGACGUCGCGAUGUGCGGUGCGUCCUGUCGGACUCGUCUUCGCGCUGUCGCCACGCGUGGCGGUGGAGGUGGCGCGGGUGGGUUUGCGCAUGGGGGAAGCCGGCGCCGCACUCGUCGACGGGGUCCAGCAGGAUUGCGUGCGAGGGGCGCUGGUGGACUUCACAGAGGGGCGCGGGCUGCCAGUGCCCUCGCUGGCCGACAUGGACGACGCGCUUCAGGGGUGCGUGGCAGACGACGAUGCGUGUGAGGCGUGGUGGUCGGUGCCGAGCAAGACGCAUUCUCGCGCAGGUGACUCAUCAAACUCCUUCGAUUCGUCGGGGCAGCGCCCAACUUCCAAUGGGCAACAACGUCGCGGCAACAGCGCUGGCAGCCUCCUUCAACUCCUUGGAGUUGGCGAGGGGCGGUCGUCUCCUUCCUCGUUCCGCCGCAGUUCGCUUACGACGUCUUUGCAGGAGGAGGAAUGGAUGGGCGCUCGGCAUCGGCGCAUCGCCCCGACGCCUCUUCUGCUGGAGGUGCUGCAGGGACACACGCCGCCCUCCGACGCAGCGCGGCACACCAACUACCUUCGCCUUCUCUUGCAGGAUGUCCAGCGCUUUUCUACGUGGCGGGUGCUCUUUACGUUGCAGUACCAGGCGUGUGACCGACACAGCCGCUACGCUACGGCGCGCCUCGACAGCCUCCGCAGCGCUGCCCGUGCGAUGCAAACGGUGUACGUGAUCACCACCGCUGGUCUUGGCGCCACUGGUGGUGAUGUGGCCGCUGCUUCACACUUCACAUCGUCCUCAUCAAUGGCAGAGACGUCAUCCGACUACAACGACGGGUACGCUGUUCAACGCCGACUGGCACAGGAGGCAGCGGGUGUGAUGACGCAGGUGCUGGAGUGGGUCCUGUCCGAUCCCUCCAGCAUCAGCGCGCGCCGUCGCCACGGGGCAGCGAACAGUCCGGUGCCAUCGGCGCUCAGCGGCUCGCUACGCGUGAAGGACGUGAAGUCGAUGUUAUCGCACGAUGUGAGCCACUACGACGGUUCUCUUGCGAGCGAAGAAGACGCGGAGGACGCAGCGGAGGGGCAGCAGGCCCGCCGUGCCAGACUGCAGCUGCCGGUGCUGCUUCAUCACAUAUGGACAACGUCCGUUGAGCAUCGCUCGGCGACGCAGCGAUGCACGGCGCUGUGGUCGAUCUGCGCCGCUACGCUGCUGGGCACCUCCGCUGCUGCCCUUCGUCACGCGGUUAGCAAUGGGCGAGCAGGCAGCAGUGGCAGUGGCGGUGGUUCGGAGGACGACUAUCUGGGUUUCUCGUUGCAUCACAGCUACGUGGCGGCUGGUGUGCAGAUGCGGGCACACGCACCUCAGCAAUCUGCGUACUAUGUGGACGCCACAGUCAGGGCGUUGCUGCUCUCUCCUGCUCUUCAGUCGGAGGAGACCGCCGCACAUGGCGGUGCAGCCGCUGCCGCCACCUCCGACCCCGAGUGGCCGAUGCUCCUCUCCUCCGCCCGCACACCGACGGUAUCCACGCUACGCGAGUUCCUGCUGCUGCAGCUCACGCUGCUCACCUCGCUCUUAGAAGGGCCUCCCAGCGUGGUCGAUGGGCACCCCGCCUGCACUCGAGAAAGCAUGCAGACCUUUGUCAACUCCUUCACGGCGGUGCACGGCGCCCUCCCGGUCGAUGCGCAGAACUGGCCGGCGUGGCGCCUGUGGCGGCCGAUGCUGCGGCACCCCGCCGUGGGGCACCGCUGGCUGCUCGACGCACUCCUCCACCCCUCCCCCUCGCUUCUCGUCUGGCUCGUGGCGGCGGUGGCCCGCACGGAGGUGGAGAGCUACGCGAUGCUGCGGACGUGGUUGCGGUGCCUCCCCGCUGCGUCCGGGCUGACCGCGGAACUCCGUCAGGCGCUGCUGCGGGAGACGGAGCGUCGGCAUCGCGGCGCAUUACGAAAGCGGCAGCGAGAGCAUCGGCACGGACCGUAG
Molecule: messenger RNA, 6109 nt
Organism: Leptomonas pyrrhocoris
Lineage: Eukaryota; Euglenozoa; Kinetoplastea; Trypanosomatida; Trypanosomatidae
Exons: 1
Coding region: 686-6109 (1807 amino acids)
Source: RefSeq, a predicted model, not a curated record